Molecule: messenger RNA, 6943 nt
Organism: Pseudomyrmex gracilis
Lineage: Eukaryota; Metazoa; Arthropoda; Insecta; Hymenoptera; Formicidae
Gene: ctrip
Product: E3 ubiquitin-protein ligase TRIP12
Exons: 25
Coding region: 476-6694 (2072 amino acids)
Biological process (GO): protein polyubiquitination; regulation of double-strand break repair; proteasome-mediated ubiquitin-dependent protein catabolic process
Cellular component (GO): nuclear speck
Molecular function (GO): zinc ion binding; ubiquitin protein ligase activity
Source: RefSeq, a predicted model, not a curated record
GGCUGCCUGCGUGCUGGCUCGUGUUGGCGUGUGUGACAUUGACGUCGGGGGCGGAGCGUCCUCGGGCCUCCCAGUCCUAACCAACCCGAGCGCCGAUAGCCGUUGUCGCAUUCCGCCGCGACUUGUCUUCAGUGCGCUUGGUUCGUUCGAACGUGCUCUUGUCUUCUUGUUGUUUGUUGAUUGGUGGUGUGUGUACGUUUUGUAGUUGCUCUUCGCGCUGUGCAGACAGGCAACGACGAGUCAGGCAGCUCACUCGCACUUGUUCGUUUCUCACGUACCGUUGCGUGCGCGCUUAAUGCAUCUCCGCCGUCGGACCCCGUGCAUGUGUGUUACGUCCGUACGCAACGAUAAGACGAAGAAAAGCAGUCUUCCUCGUCUUCUCGCGUUUCAACAGGUCGAGGGAGGACAGCCUCGCGAUGCCUUGGGCAUGUUUUUCCCACAUUCAGACAGAAUAGUGGCAUGAGUCGAUUAAUCUAUGGCAGAUCAACAAGAUCAGUUGUCAUCAGGGGGGUCUGUAGAGAAGGCCAGUGCUUCAGCAGACACCUCUAAACCUAGGGGGAAAAGCUCCAGUGGCUACAGAAAACGACAAAGUGCUGCAAUCUUAGAUACAGUGGAAGAGAAAAGACGUAGACAGACUACUACUAACGACUUCAACUCUCAAAUUGAUAGUACAGCUCACGCACACACAAACAAUUCUUCCAGAGGUGAAGGCAGACUCAGAGGUGAAAAUAGUAAUCAUGGAGCUGGCUUAGACUCUUAUCCAGAUACUGACUGGAGAUUACAUCAUAAGAUUCAUCAAGCCAACUAUAACAGCAAUAGUAGCAGUACAAGAGUGCGUAGUGCAGCGAGGACACAUUUACCAGAAUUACCAUUAACAGCUACUGAUUGUGUGGCAUCGCGGACGCGUUCUCGUACACCUCAAAAUCCACAAGCAUUAACACAAGGAACUAGCAGUUACGAUCUGUCACUUCCUAGUGGAUACAAUAGUCGAAAGGCAAACACAUACCACAACCUGGUAGCUUCAUCGAGCACAUCGUCAAUCACUAGUCAUCCAUCCACAUCAAGAGGGAGAGGAGGCCAGAGGAUGAGCGAAUGUCUGGAAGGAUUUGUGUCUGCUGUCAAAGCACUUUUUCCAAUAUCAACACAAACCUACCAUCAAGAAGAUUCAAAAUCACACGGUGGUGCAACCUGUAGCACAAGCAGUAGUACGAGUAGUCAAGUCCUGGGUGUAAAGUCAAGCAUCAGAGUGGGUAACGCAGCAAGUAACUCUGUGGAGAGUGGUGGGGGGGCGUUGGCACAUGACGGGGCAGGCACAAGUGGCAUCGCAACGGCCACUGUCAGUCCACCUGUGUCUGCCACCGCUUCUGCCAACCCUGCACACCCUCAUUCUACACACAAGCACCUGCUACGCACCCGUGCAAAAGCUUCCGGCGAACAAUCUAAGGAACUGCCAGCGAGUAACAAGACUUCGGGAAAGCAUCAUAAGAAAGAUUCUACAACGGGUUCCUGCUCGAGUUCCAGACAUCGUUCCUCAUCGCGACUGAGGAAGCCGGUUGAGAGCGGUUCUGGUGGAUUGAGCAGUGUGCUAAUGUCAGGGAAUGAUUCCAUCAGCGCCACAUCGGUAUCAUCCGUUCCUAGCAGUCAAUUAGUCUCAACUACAGGUGAGGAGGAGUCGGCAUCAACUGCUACAUCCGCCACAGCUAGUGGAGGACCAUCUGGAUUGUCAGGUACGACUGGUGAUAGCGAAAGUGACGAUGGUGAAGUCGGUCGAUUACAAGCUUUGUUAGAGGCUAGAGGUUUACCACCACAUGUGUUUGGUGCUCUAGGAUCUAGAAUGCAACAUUUGCUUAACAGAAGCAUGGGCGCGAGUUCUGCUGCUAAGGCACAACAGUUAUUAGCCGGUUUACAAGCUGUUGACGAUGAAGGAGAGCAACUACAAGCUGUUAUGAACAUGGGAGAGAUUCUUGUAAUGGGUAAUGAGGAUACUUUAACAGGCUUUCCUGUCAAACAAGUUGUAGCGGCUUUAAUCAAUUUGUUGGGAAUCGAGCAUAACUUCGCGAUAAUGACCCACGCAUGUCGAGCUCUCACGUAUAUGAUGGAAGCAUUGCCACGGUCGUCUACCGUUGUUGUGGACGCGGUGCCAGUAUUUUUACAGAAACUCGAAUCAAUCGAAUGUAUGGAUGUAGCUGAGCAAUGUUUAACAGCAUUGGCCAUGCUGUCACGCAGGCACAGCAAGACAAUUUUACAAGCAGGUGGAGUAUCGGCUUGUUUAAAGUUUGUUGACUUCUUCAACAUAACGGCGCAACGAGCAGCUUUGACGAUCACCGCAAACUGCUGUCAAAAUCUUAGUCAUGAAGAUUUUCAUUUGGUAGCCGAUAGUUUACCGUUAUUAACGAGUAGAUUGACGAACCAGGAUAAGAAAAGUGUCGAAUGUGUAUGUCAAGCAUUCAGUCGAUUAGUUGACAGUUUCCAACAGGAUCCUGUGAUGCUACAUAAGAUCAUCAAUGCUGAACUUCUACAAAAUUUGCAGCAACUGCUUAUGAUGACACCUCCAGUCAAUAGCACUUCGAAUUUUAUAACCGUACUACGAAUGCUCUCUGUGAUCUCGAAUCGCUGUCCCGAUCUGGCACAGUUGUUAUUGCAACAAAAUAUAGCUUUCACGUUGAGUUACUUGUUGACCGGAUCCCUGGAGGUCAAGACCGAAGAUGUGGAAUUGGUGCCGCGUUCACCGCAGGAAUGGUUUGAAAUUACGUGUUUAAUUGAAGAGCUCAUGCCUCCAUUGCCAACAGACGGGAUAUUCAGUGUAAAUAGUUUACUCGAACGGACUAGCAAUCAACAGGAAACUGUCCAGUGGGAAUGGCGCGAUGAAAGGCAGUGUGCGCAUCCGUUCAGUACUAUAGAUUCUAGGAUUAUUGAGAUGGCGUUUCAAAAUGGUGAGGAUGAAAUUUGUCUUUCCUCUUUAGGGCGAACUUAUACUAUAGAUCUGACAAUGAUGAAGCAAAUUAACGAAGAUGGUGGAAUGGCAAGAAGUAUAUUUCGUAGAAUAAACAUCAAUUCUCCCGAGGGGAAGAGUCCUACUUGCUCAUCUAGUAUGGAUGUCGUACCUCCGGUAAUCGAAACAAACGAAUGGCUAGUGUCUUUCAUUCGAACAUUAUUCUCUGUAUUAUAUGAAGUUUAUAGUAGUUCAGCUGGUCCUGCUGUAAAAUGCAAGUGUCUCCGAGCUCUUCUUCGUAUGGUGUAUUAUGCUUCAACCGAUUUACUUAAGGAUGUUCUAAAAAAUCAAGUGGUUUCAUCGCAUAUAGCUGGUAUGUUAGCGUCGCAAGAUUUACGUAUAGUUAUCGGGGCUCUUCAAAUGGCGAGUAUCUUGAUGAAGAGAUUGCCUCAAGUGUUUGGGGUACAUUUUCAUCGCGAGGGUGUGCUGCAUCAAGUUCGUCAGUUAGCAGAUCCCGAAGUACCUCUUGGUGUUUCACCACCUAAGUGCCCUUCUGGUACAUCAUUACCAAGCCCACAGCCAGGUCCGUCUAAUACACCACUUUCUUCCACCGCAAUGUUGUCUUCUAGUAGUGCCACGUCUCCGGUUGUUUCUCCAUCUUCAAAUGGCAACAUAUUGUUCGGUACUAUUCCGUCGUCAUGCCAGUAUAAACCAAACAUCAGUGCUUCGUUAGAACACAGAACGGAGUUGAACAAUAGCGUAGAAGAAUCGAGUACACCGCAAAGUGCUCAUUUAAUCGGUGACGUGCUGAAGAGAAAACGGCAGAACAAAAAAGGUCGUUUCUCGAGACUGGGAGGUGCAACCACGCCGCAACAAGCGCAACCGGAGUCUCUCUUUACCGGUUUCACUCCGAAGAACAAUCGAUUUUUGGGGAAUCUCAAUCCGGCCAAAUGGGGCCGCAAGUCAUCAUCGUCCAGCACUAGUAGUGACAAGAGAGACUCGAGCUCGUCCACCAACUUAUCGAAACCACCGAGUAAUCCUAGUUUAACUGGCGGAAAUCGAGAUAAGGCAAAAGCGUGGGUGCGCGAGCAAGCGGCCCAAUUCCUGGCGAGAUAUCAGGACGAUGCUCCUUGUUCUCAUCCUGCUUUGACUGUCCUUGCUCGACUGACUGCUGCUAUUCAACGAUUACAAUCAAAUGAACUGGACGAAAUGUUGUCAGCGCUAACAGAAUUACGAGAUAUAGUUCUUGAGAGCGACAUAUCGCCCUUCGAAAUGAAUUACAGUGGUCUUAUCAAGGCUUUGCUGAACUACCUCACUACUACAGAUGCACCAGGCAAUCGUUACGAUCGCCUCCGUAUGUUUUGGAAGUUGUUUGCCGAGUCCACUAUGCAACAGAACUAUGAUAUUGUGGAUCUUAAUCCCGGAGCGUUCGGUGCUCUGGUAGCAAAGUUGAAUAGUUGCGUUGCACAGCUAGAACAAUUUCCGGUGAAGGUUCAUGAUUUACCCGCGGGUUCUGGUGCUGGUCGCGGCGGUACCAGUGCUCUAAAAUUCUUCAAUACACAUCAACUUAAGUGUAAUCUUCAACGGCAUCCGGACUGUAAUAAUUUGAAACAAUGGAAAGGCGGUACUGUAAAAAUAGAUCCACUUGCGUUAGUUCAGGCAAUCGAACGGUAUUUGAUGGUACGCGGAUAUGGUAGAAUACGAGAUGCCGAUUCGAUGGUCAGCGAUGACGACAACAGCGAAGACGAUAUUGACGACACUUUGUCACUCGUUGAUUCCCUUUGCCAGGCGGCAGUUGUGAUAAGUCAAGGAUCAGCUAAACAUAAGCUUCAGUUCUUAAUUGCUGAUCAAGUUCUACCUUUUAAUAUGACAGUAUAUCAAGCUGUCAGGCAGUUUGGAUGUUCCGGAGUGGAUCACUCUGAAGCAGAGGCUGAUAGUGAACCGCCUCUUGGACACGACGCAGUAUGGGUGCAGACACACACAAUAUAUUACAGACCUGUACCAGAAGAGGAUACUGUAACUUCCCCAAAAUCAGGGUCGAGUUCACAGGGUAAUAGCAGGAAGGGAAAAGGAAAAAGUACAAAGAUUAGUUCGAAGAGGAAAGAAGACAGUUUGUGGCUAGAAGGGAUAGUUCCAUCUCAACACUGUCCUCUCGCGCCGUAUUUGUCACCCACAUUGCCACCCUCAGUGACCAUUACGGAUGCCUCUCUCGACGGGUUGUGUCUGCUGCGACUUUUGCACGCUCUCAAUCGUCACUGGGGCAUAUUGUUCCCUCAUCUGAAGAGCAUGAGUUUAUUGUCGCCUCAGGACUUUAUUAACACCAAGAUCGCUGCAAAAGCUAGCAGACAGUUGCAGGACCCAUUGGUGAUUAUGACUGGAAAUCUACCGUCUUGGUUACAACAGAUAGCGACUGUCUGUCCUUUCCUCUUCCCAUUCGAGACAAGGCAGCUACUGUUAUACGCUACGUCAUUUGACCGAGACAGAGCUUUACAACGUCUCUUAGAUUCUGCACCGGAACUUUCGGGUUCUGACAGUCAAGAGCGCGUUACGCCACGUUUAGAACGAAGGAAGAGAACUAUUUCGAGAACGGAUAUUCUUAAGCAAGCCGAGCAAGUGAUUCAAGAUCUAGCUUCCAGCAAGGCGUUGCUUGAAGUGCAAUAUGUCAACGAGGUCGGUACCGGCCUCGGCCCAACUUUAGAAUUUUACGCUCUAGUCUCUAAGGAACUUCAACGCGCUGAUUUGGACCUGUGGCACGGUAGUUCCAAUCCUGCCGAAGACGGAUACGUUAAUCCUUUACACGGGCUUUUCUCCGCGCCCAUUCCAUGGAAUACUAAAGUAUCUCAUCUAGCUAAAUUAAAAACGAAGUUUAAAUUUCUCGGAAAAUUCAUGGCGAAGGCAAUAUACGAUUCUAGAAUGUUGGACUUACCAUUUAGUUUAACCUUCUAUCGCUGGUUGUUGGGAGAGGAACAUACGUUCACUUUAGCGGAUCUGGCACACGUGUGUCCGGACGUGUAUCGUACUCUUAGCAAACUCCAAGAAGUUGUAAGAAAGAAGGAAGCUAUGGAAAAGGAUCAGACGCUGCAAUCGAACGAAAGAGCUCAGUUAAUCGAAUCGCUCGAGUUGGACUCUUGUCCAAUUGCUGAUUUGGGCCUUGUGUUCGAGUUGCCAGGUUACGAAAAUAUCGAAUUGAGAAAGGGUGGUAGUGAGAUACCGGUUACUAUUCAUAAUCUAGAUCAGUAUAUUAAGUUGGUGGUACACUGGUUCUUAUACGAAGGAGUGUUCAGACAAAUGGAAGCUUUUCGCGAAGGGUUUGAAUCGGUAUUUCCUCCGUUGCAAUUACGAUUAUUCUUUCCGGAGGAACUUGAAGCGGUAUUCUGUGGACACGCACAAACUGGCGGACAAUGGGAUGUAAAAACUCUUGCCGAGUGCUGCAGAACCGAUCACGGUUACACAUCUGAUUCGCGCGCCAUUCGUUUCCUCUUUGAGGUCAUGUCGAAGUACAACAGCGAAGAGCAGCGACAGUUCAUUCAGUUUGUUACCGGUUCACCCCGUCUACCCGUUGGAGGUUUCAAAAGCUUAACACCACCGUUAACAAUAGUACGCAAGACCUUCGAUCCGUCUAUGAAGACAGAUGAUUUUCUACCAUCAGUAAUGACUUGCGUAAACUAUCUAAAACUGCCUGAUUACACUACUUUGGAAAUAAUGAAAGAAAAAUUGCGGAUAGCUGCGCAAGAGGGCCAACACUCGUUCCACCUCUCCUAGAAACAGAUGAAAGAGCGUCUUUACUUUUCUCUUUACUUUUGUAUUAUUCACGUCCAACAAUUAUUCGAACUUACUUGACAUCUACGUGAAAUUUGUAUGUGUUUUGGUAGAUGAGUACAGUAAUGACUACAGUAGGUGUUUUACCUCCCGUUUACUUUUUCGGAAAUUCUUUCCAUUUCUCUGUUUUUUUUUUUUUUUUUUAUUUCGUUAUUUCUUGAAACAAAUUUAUCGGAACAUUUUCUCUCUUUU